AUGGAGAGUGCACCGACUCGAGUGAUGGUGGCUGUGAACGAAUCGACGAUGAAAGACCAUCCUCACCCUUCGAUCAGUAGCAAAAGGGCUUUCGAAUGGACUCUGGAGAAGAUGGUCCGAUCCAACACUUCGGAUUUCAAGAUUCUCUUGCUCCAUGUACAAGUCGUCGACGAAGACGGUUUUGAUGAAGUAGACAGCGUAUAUGCUUCACCUGAGGAUUUCAGAGAGAUGAGAGAGUCUAACAAGGCCAAAGGUCUUCAUCUUCUUGAGUUUUUUGUUAAAAGAUGUCACGAGAUUGGGGUCGGUUGUGAGGCCUGGGUUAAGAAAGGUGAUCCCAAGGAGGUGAUAUGCCAAGAAGUGAUUCGUGUCCGACCAGAUCUUCUCGUUGUUGGAAGUCGUGGUCUUGGCCGCUUCCAAAAGGUCUUUGUGGGGACUGUGGGUGCCUUCUGUGUGAAACAUGCCGAGUGUCCAGUGAUCACCAUCAAACGCAAUGCUGAUGAAACUCCCAGUCCAUUAGUUCGUAGAGCUAUUUACUCGAUUGCAGACAUUUCUGGAACACCUCUAAUAGAGGGACAAAGAGUCAAUUUUGAAAGAACGUAUUGUCAAAUUCUUUCAGAUAUGAAUCUAUCCGAUUCAGAAGAGAAGAGCUUGCAUCAGUAUCUCAAUUUCAAUUCAAACCUGGGUUUGAUUCACACUCCAUGUUCUGAGAAAUAUUUACAGAGGAAAAAACGGAGUCUUUGA
This is a messenger RNA of Microthlaspi erraticum, 741 nucleotides long. The record is from the annotation of a GenBank genome assembly. NCBI's taxonomy places the organism in Eukaryota, Viridiplantae, Streptophyta, Magnoliopsida, Brassicales, Brassicaceae.